Messenger RNA from Fomitiporia mediterranea MF3/22, 4190 nucleotides. RefSeq lists its product as uncharacterized. The record is from RefSeq and is a predicted model, not a curated record. The annotation marks the transcript as partial. The transcript is spliced from 10 exons. Lineage: Eukaryota; Fungi; Basidiomycota; Agaricomycetes; Hymenochaetales; Hymenochaetaceae.
GCGGGUCGGAUCCACAGGUGUCAGGAGCCAAUCCAGUUCGAUCGAUAGGCUAACCCCCCGUAAACCUCUCAUGAACAUAAACGCAAUGGAUAGAGAUAGAAAUGUCAGACACGCUGAUAGGGCGGAGACAGUCAAACAAAAUUACUGAAUCCACGCCCGAUUUUCUGUGCCGAUAUGAUGCUCUUCCCCACCAGAAAAAUCUUAACGCCCAUGAAUUCACGGAGGCGCAAGUAACCAAGGUGGGACAAGUCAUUUCGAAAGAAGUGAUCGGCCAACUCAGAGAAAGCAUUGAACAACACGCCAGCGAAAGAUGAGCGCUAGGGUGUCGUGAUAUCAAUAAUACAUUACGGAUAUGAAAUGGCAGCCUUGUCUAACACCAACAUUACCGUUCCCGAGUACAGUGUAAACAUAGUACGUGCAACGUCGCCUUAUCCUCGCUUCUCACUUACUUUUCGCAGUCCAGAUGAGCCCCGAUCAUAUCGACACCUGAUACCGAAAAUACUGAGAGCUCGCUCAAACUGUCUAUAUCCGGGUGACGGGUGCAACAAAAUGUCAGGCAAGGAAUAAAGCUUAUGGCCGUUAUUAAUCGAGCCACAGCUAAAUAGAUGCCUUUAGUAGAACAGUUCUUCUCUCCCGUAUUAGUAACUCAACUACCCAUCGCAGAAGGAGUAGAGAGCAGUUGCCGGGAUGGAGUAAUUCCUGUAGACAAAACUGUCUUCCACACUGCGAUCAUUGAAAUUCGGAACCUGUUGACAACAACACGUUUAAUAAUCGCAAGUACAGUUGAAGCGGUUCUGCAGCUCUGUUCCGCCGAUAGUGAUAUAUGUCAUGAGUCGUAAAAUGUAAAGGAAAGUGAUACACCUGUAAAGUCUGGACAACAACACUCCAAUAAAUACUACCAACCAAGACCAGCGAACAGACGAAUAUCCGCAUGCGUUUCGUACUUGUCCGCCGAAUGAUUAUUAACUUUUACAACGUCAAACUGGUUUGAGACUUCGUUCCAGUGAAAAAUCCGCUUGAUUCCGGCCCAUCUACACCAUUCCAAGCACCUCCAGCACGGUCUAGCAUUUCCACAGCCAUUCUUAGUUAUUCUCGCUACGUAGAGAUCUGCUCCGUUCAUUCUAGGGUCACGGCGCCGUGCAUCCCACCGAGACGCCUUAAAUCCGGAAUCAAGAGGCACAAGGCCUUCAGGCGAGGGCAAGCUGCCGGGAGAGGUCUUCCCAUCCUCGCUGCAACUGGCAUCCGCACUGCUGUCGCUCAUCGGUGGCGACGAUUGCUUCGUACUUCGACCUCGGUCGUGACCAUUCGGACUGGAACUCCGCGUCAUUCUUUUCUGAUAUUUCUUCCCAGAUUUCACAUUCCGAGUACGUUUGCUCGCUGUGGGCCCCUGAAAGGCAACUUUCAGAGGCGGCAGACCCUUUGGGGAUCGGCGACUGUUCUUCUCUUUCUCUUCGGACUUUUGUUGAUGUUCGUGUCCGACAUGGUUGUGGAGGUGCCCGUUGUGGAACGCGCCGCUCGGCCCCUUGAACCUGCUUCCUGAAAGACGGUGACAUGCCCGUGAGACUGAAGAUCGCAUGCAUCUCAGCGUGCAUCGAUACAGGCUUUCGAUGGCCAUGUCGGUGAACCUCCGCCCCAUCAUAAUGCGGUCGAUGAUGAUUGUGUCCCGUUGAGAUAACCUUACCACCUUUCACCAUAACUGCUCCAAGCUUGAAACACAUGGGCGACUUCUCGGCUGCCUGCGCACAUUCCGAGAGAUAAAACUGCGACUUGCUCAUCGUUGAAAAUUUGUGUUCAAAGAAAUAACGCCAGAAUGUUCUUUGAGUGUUGUAGAGGAAUAGCAAAGCAAGCGAUGAAUGCGAUCCACUGAGAAAGCGAUUCCGCCACAGAUUGGAGUCACAAUUUGUGCAGUUUGGCUUUGUUUGACGCCAUCCCCUGUAGACUUACUGUUUUUGGCGUCCCCUUCCUCUCUCUCUCACCUCAUAUCUACACGACUCGAAUAAUUUCUCUGCUCGUUUCUGUGGGCAGAUAGUUGCUUAGUAUUGCCUGCUUGUUUUGAACUCUCUGUGGGCUGCAGGAAAACUCGUCUUGUGCAUUACCUCGGGCACAGUCUUCCCCAAAAUUUGCCAGACACAUGUCGAGUGGCAAGACGCUCAGCAAUGGAACGCUAGGCUUACGAUUCAUGCAAAAUGCACUUCGCGCAAAGCAACAGGCUGCAGUAGACUUGGAACGUGCCAAGGUAAAGGACGAAGCCGAAUGGGAAGUCUCUAAAGAAGUCAGAGAGGCUUUAGGGCUGGGCUCGAAUUCCAGUGGCCAAACCAAACAGACGAUUGCCCAGGAAACCUCAUAUUUACCGUUUCUAUUCCCAUCCUUCCAAACCUCUGGUACACCAUCAAAUGCCGAAGAUGCUGCGGAACAUUUCACUUCCGCAAAACUCAGUGGGCGGCGAACCUUUGCUAAAGGAGGAGAAAUUGUGUCGCCCUCGACUUCUGUAGAUGGCCCUGCAGGAGCAGAUGUGAAAGCGGAGGAAGAUGUCACAGUGUCUUCUGAGCCCUCAACGGAGCAGCCAAAAUCCCGUUUCACACGAAGUGGUGGACCACUUUCGAAGGCACGCACCAAAAAAAUACUGGACCGUGCAGCUCGCUUACCUACGGAACUCUCAUCCGUAUCGGAGGUUCCCGUGUUGUCCAUGAUCUCUGGCGAGACCUCCGCCGCGGUCGGAAUGGACAUACGUCAGAUACGCAAACUAAAAGGCAAGGAGCCCGCCCCCGUCAAGACAGAAGUCGAAGUCAAGUCUUCUACUUCUGCACCAGAUUCCGGCAAAACGGUCACCAGUAUCGGGAAAGGUCCAUUAAGCUUCCUUCGUCCCGCAGGAGUUGAUGCACCCAGAGCCUCGAGUGUGAAAGGGAAGAAGAGCAAGAAGCGAGAGCGGGAUGAGGAAGGAUCCGGGGCUAGUCCAAGUCCUACAACAAAGAAGACGGACUCUGAAUCUACCUCUUUUGCAUAUAGCUCUGAAAGGCAGAGCCAAACUGCGAGGAAAAAGAAGAAACUAGAAUCUGGGCUCUUUGCCGAGUCCUCUUGAUGUCCUUUCGGCUGUCAAUGUGUCUUCACGAUGCUUACCGGCUAUCGCUCCUGCGGUGAUAACGAAAUGUCUCUACGCCGAGUUGCCGUUACAUACCAGCAUGUACAGGAAACGUACGUGCGCUUCCCUUACCCGAAAGCGGUUUGGAAGAUGUCACAACACUUCCUCUGAAGAGUUGGGUUUUUUGCACCACGGUCAUGCUUUGCACUAGCCACGAUCUUAUAAAGAGCUUCAGGCGUCAUACAGCGUCAUAAAUACAUAAAUAUCAUAUACGAAAUAUUACUCGGACGUCAACACAGACAUACUGUGCAAGUGGUUUCUGGAGCUAUGGACUCAUCGUUUCACUGGAUAUCUCUUUGUGCAAGCACAAAGCGGCAGAACAUUGAUUAAAUGAUCUCUAGAGGCGCUUCACAGAAAGGUCUGGCCUCCCGAAAAAAUAAUGCCGGCACCUUAUCGUGUCUCACACAAUUCGAGGGCCUCUUCUCCCGUACGCUCUAGAGUGAUAUAUCUAUUUCGGCGCACGCCUAGCGUCUCAUCGUGUGAGUUCACCCCGAGAAAUAUCAAAGGGAGGGAGACGAGUUACGCGAUUGAGUACAGCUCCUAAAGAGGUCUAGCGUUCUAGGAAAGCACUGCGCCUAAAAGCUACUUUACGAUAUGCUAUUCGGGAUGCGGGAUAAAAGAGCCUAGAAGCUGUUCACGUUCAACAGCCACCGCGCCGAAUAAUGAGUUAUCACCGCAAGGUUAGAACAUUGCUUGAGUAUUUGUGUAUGCAUUUGCAGUGGAUAACGUCACAGUUGGACACUGUUAUCCCUAUACGCCGCGGGCAUUAACUCCGGUGUUUGAGAGGAGAGGACAAGAGCUCUUGGACCAUUAAGGUGGCUCAGCAGAGGAUUAGGCUUGAAGAUAUUCCGCGCACUUCAUUGUCAUAAAAGCAGACAGCACAAUGUGCUUUACUAAGAAUAGGUUCCAUAUCAAGUUCGGUGCAAUGGAAUGAAGAGGUAAUGACUCAUAGAUUCUGUUCGAAAGAAUUUAAUCGUUACGAAACGUACGAGCAUUCUAUAGGAGAAAUGUACGUACCGCUAAUGAAGAGGGAUAUGUCUUGUCCAAAUUG